Molecule: messenger RNA, 3280 nt
Organism: Acanthopagrus latus (yellowfin seabream)
Lineage: Eukaryota; Metazoa; Chordata; Actinopteri; Spariformes; Sparidae
Gene: pck2
Product: phosphoenolpyruvate carboxykinase 2 (mitochondrial)
Exons: 11
Coding region: 401-2308 (635 amino acids)
Biological process (GO): cellular response to glucose stimulus; cellular response to dexamethasone stimulus; propionate catabolic process
Cellular component (GO): mitochondrion; cytosol
Molecular function (GO): GTP binding; manganese ion binding; phosphoenolpyruvate carboxykinase (GTP) activity
Source: RefSeq, a predicted model, not a curated record
GCAGCCGGUCGGUCCACGGUGUUGAGGACAGAAAACACAACAAUGGACACAACCUGCGACCUGACAUUUGCAUAUUAGAGCGCCACCUCCUCCUCAGCGCGGGGCCGGGUGGUUUAGCGGAGUUAAAGCUCGACUUUGCUACGCGGCACCGGCGUGACUGUGGAGUUUGAAGACGUGACCUGGAGGCUGUGGUCGAUAUCAUCCAGCUGCCUGCCGGUGACAUAAGGUGUCUCUCUGUGAAUGUACACGUUGAGCAAAGUGCAAGGUCCCCUCCGAGCAACAGAUAUGAGCCGCGACCAGCUGUAGCCGACUGCUCCUCACCUUUACCUCCUCAGCUACCUUCAAUGUGCCUUUUUACUCUUUCUUUUUUUAUGAGCUAGUUUUUACAUUUGCACCGAAGAUGUCGUGCCUGUUGCUGGGAGUCAUACGAAGACAUGGUGGUGUUGGGGCGAGUGUUGGGGUUCGGUCCCUGGCCUCCAUCCCCUCGCUGCCCCCUGCGGUGGCCGAUUUUGUGAAGGGGGCAGUGGAUGAAUGUAAGCCCGCCAAUGUGCAUGUGGUGACGGGGACGCCGGAGGAGACGGCAAACAUCCUGGCAGGUCUGGAGAAGGAGGGGAUGGUCAAGAAGCUUCCCAAAUAUGAGAACUGUUGGUUGGCACGCACAGACCCAAAGGACGUGGCUCGGGUGGAAAGCAAGACUGUGAUUGUGACCAAGAGCCAGAGGGACACCAUCCCCAUACCUGCUGGAGGGGCGAAGAGCCAGCUGGGUAGCUGGAUGAGCGAGUCUGACUGGCAGAAAGCCAGAGUGGAACGAUUCCCUGGCUGCAUGGCAGGUCGAACCAUGUAUGUGAUUCCCUUCAGUAUGGGUCCUGUAGGCUCCGCUCUGUCUAAAUACGGUGUCCAGGUGACAGAUUCACCAUACGUUGUGGCCAGUAUGGGCAUCAUGACGCGCAUGGGCACUCCUGUCCUGAACAAACUGGCUGAAGGAGAGGACUUUGUCCGUUGUCAGCACACUGUUGGACGACCUUUACCACUCAAAGCUCCACUGGUCAACUCGUGGCCCUGUAAUCCAGAAAAGGUGCUGAUAUCUCACCUUCCAGACCACAGGCAGAUUAUGUCCUUCGGCAGUGGCUAUGGAGGAAAUUCUCUCUUGGGGAAGAAGUGCUUCGCCCUCCGUAUCGCCUCCCGCAUCGCCAAGGAUGAAGGCUGGCUGGCCGAACACAUGCUGAUCCUCGGUAUCACCAACCCUCAGGGAGUGAAGCGUUAUGUCGCGGCAGCUUUCCCCAGUGCCUGCGGUAAAACCAACUUGGCCAUGAUGAAACCAUCUUUACCAGGCUGGAAGGUCGAGUGUGUGGGCGACGACAUUGCAUGGAUGAAGUUUGACAGCCAGGGUAAACUGAGAGCCAUCAACCCCGAGAACGGUUUCUUUGGCGUGGCUCCUGGCACCUCAGACAAGACCAACCCCUACGCCAUGGCCACAAUUGCCAAAAACACUGUGUUCACCAAUGUUGGUGAAACCAGUGAUGGAGGAGUGUGGUGGGAGGGCCUGGACCCCCCUGCAGCUGGUGUCACGCUCACGGACUGGCAUGGCAAAACCUGGAAGCAAGGAAGCUCAACUCCAUGUGCCCAUCCCAAUUCCCGCUUCUGUGCUCCGGCUGGUCAGUGUCCCAUCAUUGAUCCCCAGUGGGAGAGCGAGGAGGGCGUUCCCAUUGACGCCAUUAUCUUCGGUGGCAGGAGGCCAGAAGGAGUCCCUUUGGUCUACGAGUCUUUCAACUGGAAACACGGGGUCUUUGUUGGAGCCGCCAUGAGGUCAGAGGCCACGGCAGCUGCUGAGCAUAAAGGUAAGGUGAUUAUGCACGACCCCUUUGCCAUGAGGCCCUUCUUCGGUUACAACUUUGGUGACUACCUCGCUCAUUGGCUGAGCAUGGAGAGCCGAAAGGCCCCCACUCAGCUGCCCAAAAUCUUCCACGUCAACUGGUUCAGAAAGGACCCCGCGACCGGCGCAUUCCUCUGGCCAGGCUUUGGGGAAAAUGCCCGUGUCCUAGAGUGGAUCUUCAAGCGCUGCAACACAGAGAGGGAGGAGGAAGCAGCCAAGAAGAGCAUCAUUGGCUGGCUGCCAGAAAAUGACGCCAUUGACACCAAAGGUCUGGGAGGCAACGUGGAUAUGGGUGCUCUGUUCGACGUGCCCAAGCCUUUCUGGCAGAAUGAGACGAAGGAGCUGAGAGCCUACUUCACUCAGCAAGUCGGAGCUGAUCUGCCCGCUCAGGUGGAGGCUGAGCUGAAGGCACUGGAGGAUAGAGUGCACAGUUAAAACCCUACUGACAGGAAGGUCCUCCAGAACCAGGGAAGGAUAUAGACCAUUAGGGUGCAAUCAGAGUCACUGGCUGGGUUAACGUACGCAGGGAAUUUGGUUCAGGUUAGGUUUUAUCCAUGUAGACAUAAAAACUGAGAUUGGACAACCAGGAUGAAAUACUUAACAGGUCACAGCAGCGUAGAAACACCCCAUUCCUCUUUGGUUUCAGUGUUGAACGUGUACUCCAAUGCAUCCAAAAAGCAGUAGCUAGCAUGAGAGCUUAUUAUUUCUUGGCAACCACAUUUUGGUCAGCAACUUCCUCUGUGUAUGAAAACACAGUCAGUGACUCUCGUCUUUCUCUUUCAUGAAGAGAAAUCUGUUUGGAAAAAAAUGUCAGAAAUGGAAUUGGAGGAGAAGCUAGUAAUCUAGAAUGCAAUACCAACUUUUGGACACUACUACUAGGGAGGAGGUCUGACUCUCAACAUCAAGGUUAGAUUUCAGACUUGUCGUUUAGAGAAGCUCAUGUCACUACCUCCGUUCACUCAGAGGACCUGGCACAGUACUAAAGCACAAUCAACAUGGCUCAGUAGUGCCUGUGACAGAUAUGACAGUACAGUGUCCAGGCUGCUAAUGUUUACAAGCUAAAGCCCAAAGAGUAGAUGAAGUUUUAAUUUUUUUUACUUAUGUGAAUUUUAGCACCAACUUUUUCUCUCAUUAAAUGGCCUUUUUUUAGAUUGUGCCUAUGUCAAAUAUCCUUUAACUACACAAAAUAUGGUAGCAGUUUUCCCGUGAGCCUGUGGAUUACUGUGCAUAAUUCAUCUUGCCACUUUGUCGAAAUGUUUUGUGAUUAAGCUGUAUGAUUACAGGUGAUGUUUACACACAAUAUGUGAAAUGUUGGACCAAUAAAUGCUACCGAGAUUAUUAGGUAUUUUUAGAAGUUCUAUGCCAAGGUUUUUAUUACAGUGCAAUGAAUAAAUAUCUUCAAAUGCA